Molecule: messenger RNA, 956 nt
Organism: Trichomycterus rosablanca
Lineage: Eukaryota; Metazoa; Chordata; Actinopteri; Siluriformes; Trichomycteridae
Gene: mrpl40
Product: mitochondrial ribosomal protein L40
Exons: 4
Coding region: 84-683 (199 amino acids)
Cellular component (GO): mitochondrial ribosome; mitochondrial large ribosomal subunit
Source: RefSeq, a predicted model, not a curated record
CACAUUGACAUCCCAAGGUGGAGUAAAUGUAGCGAGUUUACCUGCUUUUUUUAUCCGUUAUCUGUUAAAUUAUAUCAGUAAAUAUGUCAGGAAUUGUAUGUCAGCUGCUGUUGAGGCCGGUUCUGUUAUCGCGAUGCAGGUCUGCUAUGGAAAGCUCUGUCCGACACAGCCACUGGUUUGCAACCCCGUUUUCGUUGAAGACCUCAGUUCCACUAAGAGCAGAGCCGAGGAAAAAGAAGAAGGUCGACCCGCGUCGUGAGCUGAUGGCGAAAGAACGACUGAAGAAAAAGCUGAAGAAACUUGAGAAGAUCCCACCUGAGCUGAUUCCUAUUGAGGACUUUAUAACUCCGGCCAAGUGCUUGGAUGAGAUCAGGGUCCGCAGUGUUCCCAAACUAUCUUUUGAGGAGAGUGAACGUAGGGCGCUGUUGCUUAAGGAAUGGUCCAGGUACAAACACUCCCAGCACCAGACUGAGAUGGCAGCGAUUAACGAAGCCCUAGAUGCCCAGACACAAGCUUUAGAGGAGCUCAGGCUGGAAUCAGACGAGCUCUACAAGGCAGCAAUCAGCCCUGACACGAGUCUGAUUCCCUUUCAGCGUCAAGGUCCAAGCCACACACCUCCUAUCUCAACUCACGAAGCACCUGAAGGCAGAUACAAUGACAUUACACGAGUGUACACACAGUAAACGUACACGGUGCAAACACUGAUAUACGAUGGUUGUGCUGUGUUUUAUCUAUGUUGCUUUAGCAUCUGUAAAUAUGAAAGGAAGACUUAAGUUGUAUUAUUGGAUUAUAUUAUGGUUUCUUUAUAGCCUCGUGCUUCCAUGACGUGUACUUAAUGAACCAGCGUUUAUUACUGUUUAUAAUGAGUAACUGAAGCUAAUAAACUGAAGCUUUAACAGAAAAGUGUUUAAGGAUGCUGAUUAAAUCAAAUUAAAUCUGCAGUCACAUGUACAAAA